This is a messenger RNA of Bipolaris victoriae FI3, 174 nucleotides long. RefSeq lists its product as hypothetical. The record is from RefSeq and is a predicted model, not a curated record. The transcript has a single exon. The coding region runs from base 1 to 174 and encodes 57 amino acids. NCBI's taxonomy places the organism in Eukaryota, Fungi, Ascomycota, Dothideomycetes, Pleosporales, Pleosporaceae.
AUGUCCAGUGGUCCUGAACAACCCUUUCUCGCCUUCUGUAUAUCUACGGCUUCGGCUUUUACUCCAUUUGGCACGGUGGCCUGUGUGCGCAACAUACCCCUUGGUUUGAUCUGGUUUGACUUAUGGAAACGGUGUGAAUUCGGCGUUAGGGUUUCUCAUAUGGGAUACCCGUAG